Lingula anatina is the source of this 1057-nucleotide messenger RNA. Its product is annotated as charged multivesicular body protein 4b. Gene Ontology annotation, cellular component: ESCRT III complex; cytoplasmic side of plasma membrane; multivesicular body. Gene Ontology annotation, biological process: late endosome to vacuole transport via multivesicular body sorting pathway; vesicle budding from membrane. The record is from RefSeq and is a predicted model, not a curated record. Lineage: Eukaryota; Metazoa; Brachiopoda; Lingulata; Lingulida; Lingulidae.
AUGUGUAUGGUGUACAGGGAUGUUGAUAAAGUUCACGAUCUGAUGGACGACAUUGGUGAGCAGAUGGAUUUGGCUAAUGAAGUAAAUGAUGCUAUAGCAUCGCCCAUUGGGUUUGGGCAAGACAUUGAUCAAUCUGAGAAAACAUUCAUGACCUCCUUAGCCUCAUUUGCUUUGCUCCCCAGGGAUGUUGACAAGGUCCAUGAUUUGAUGGAUGAAGUCGCAGAGCAGCAAGACAUAGCCAAUGAAAUUUCAGAAGCCAUCUCAAAUCCUGUUGGCUUUGGUACAGAUGUUGAUGAGGAUGAGCUAAUGGCAGAACUGGAAGAGCUGGAGCAGGAGGAUUUGGAUGCUCAGUUAUUAGAAGUUGGUGGUCCAGUCACAGAUCAGUUACCUUCAGUUCCUGUAUCAGAGCCUGUGGCCAAGACCAAAGGCAAAGCCCAGGCAGAUGCAGAUGAUGAUCUAGCAGAGCUAGAAAUGUGGGCAUCGUAAGACUUCACUGGCGCCCUCUUUUAUUCAGGACUUAACAUACAAAUUCUUGUCUUUAAAAGGAAAGGACCUUCUCCACAUUUUUAUUUAUUUAUUUAUUUUGAUGGCUAUAAGAUGACCUAAAGCUGUGUGCUUAUAGGUUUUUAAAAAAACAGAAAUAUUCAAGUCCACAUUUGAAGAAACCAGUAAGUGAUUGCCUUCUCCUGCUCCACAUUUUCUCUAUAAUUCUUUAAACAUGCUCUUAUUAUAAUGUGAUGUGAGAUAUUGUAUGGAUUACAUGAGGGGAUUGCAACUAAGUGUCUGCUUCCUAAACAUCUUUCCCUGUUAAUACUAAUGAAAACUCUGCAAAGUAUUGCAACGGUUUAAUGUUGUCACAUUGUAUUGGGAAGACUGUUCGAAUGAAUGUGAUUUUCUGUUCAGAAUUCAUAACCCAUAGAAAAAAUUUGAAGAAUAGUCUUAUUUUAUCAUAAAAGAAAAAAAAAACAAAGCAUUUGAGGUAACCUAAGUGCAGAGGAAAAUUGUUAUUUAUUCCAUCAUUAUGUUAGACUCAGUUUCAUGGUGUUACAGUUUGAAA